GAGAAACUUUUCACUUUUCAUUUUCCAUCCUAGAGAUAAAGUUUCAUGAUUGAUAGCGAGAACUCCAGACUGCUUCAGACUCCAGACUUACUAGUUACUAGAGGAUCUAACCUAAUUCUAACCUAAUCCUAAUCGUUGUCAUUUGCAAUGUUUGCAUGUGCUUAAUGAUUUUCAUGCAAAAUUGAUUGGAGUGAGUGAUUGAUCAGAAAACGUCCAUAAAGAAUAAUGGGGAAAAAUAAGAAAACGCGUAAAGUUGUAAUGCAGAGAUUUGCUCAAAUGAAAAGGAUGAUUAGUCUGAGUGAUUCACGAAUAAAGCCAGAAAAGCGAUUGCCAUCAAAGAAAACUCCGAAAGAAGAUAAGACUAAAAUAAAAAUUACAGAAACGCCACAGCAAUCCUCUGCAUUAUUCUUUCAGUAUAACACACAACUUGGACCACCAUAUCAUAUUUUAAUUGACACAAACUUUAUUAACUUUUCUAUUAAAAAUAAAUUAGAUAUAAUAGAGAACAUGAUGGAAUGCCUUUAUGCAAAGUGUACACCAUAUAUAACCGAUUGUGUAAUGGGUGAGUUAGAGAAGCUUGGACAGAAAUAUAAAUUGGCAUUGAAAAUUAUCAAGGAUCCACGAUUCGAAAGAUUAAAAUGUAUGCAUAAAGGAACCUAUGCAGAUGAUUGUCUUGUAAACAGAGUGACACAACAUAAAUGUUAUAUUGUUGCAACAAAUGAUAAAGAUUUGAAAAGAAGAAUUCGAAAGAUACCAGGUGUACCAAUAAUGUACAUAUCUCAGCAUAGAUUUACAAUAGAAAGAAUGCCGGAUGCUUAUGGUGCACCCAAGAGAUAAGAGUAAAAUUUAUUUUAAAUCAAUUUUUUUUAAUGGUUAUUUCUUGUACAUGUGCACACAAAGA
Molecule: messenger RNA, 901 nt
Organism: Atta colombica
Lineage: Eukaryota; Metazoa; Arthropoda; Insecta; Hymenoptera; Formicidae
Gene: Bka
Product: rRNA-processing protein FCF1 homolog
Exons: 5
Coding region: 226-837 (203 amino acids)
Cellular component (GO): small-subunit processome; nucleolus
Source: RefSeq, a predicted model, not a curated record